UGCUGCUGCUGCGGCGGGCGGGCUGGCUGGCUGGCUUGCUGGCUCGCUCGCGAGCGCGCCUCUGAUUGACAGAGCCGAGGGGUGGGGACGCAGGGUGGGGUCAGAAACAGGGAGAGGCGGAGGAGAGACCGAGCGAGAACGAGCCCAGCCCCAACUCCCGAGCACGAGCACGGCAACAACACAGUGAGCGACAGAACGAGGGGCGACGGAAGAGCGCGUUUCCGCGGCUCGGAUAUGAAAUAACAAGACUGUCCGAAGACGUACAGCUACUUUGCCCCCCCUCGAAUAGCAACCCGAGAGGCGGAAAGCUGCCAGCGAGACGUUUCUUUCUAUUAUCCCAGCAGCUCACCCCACCCGCUGGACCCCCCGCACUCCACCCCUCCGCACCACGCCGCGCGCAGCCACCGAGAUGCACACGGACACUCGCAACAAGAAAUGUGAAGCGAGUCUCAAGAACACCAGUGCCUCCAGCUCGGACUCAAAGGGAGAAAUGCCAUCGGUCCACAUCAAGACGGAGCCAGAAGAGGCCGAGUGCUCGAAGGCAGAGGGCUGCGAGGACUCGCCAUCGCACACAGAGUUGAAGUCCAAAGGCGCAUCUGCCUCCCCCCCACCGCUCUGCACAGCCAAACAGACAGCCCCCGAAAUCCUUUCCAUUGACCAGACGGAACCAGUUGACCUGUCACUCAAUAAGCCCCGUCCCAGCCUGCCGGUCACAUCAGCAUCCAAUACCUCGAGCGGUCCUGCCCCGACAGUGUCAACCACACCCAUCCCAGCGGUCCUCUCCCCCGGCUCCAUCCUGGCCUCUACUCAGGGUGUGGGUGGGCAGCAGAUCCUACAUGUCAUCCACACGAUCCCAUCUGUUAACAUGCCCAGUAAGAUGGGCCAGCUGCAGACCAUUCCCGUGGUAGUGCAGUCCCUCCCCGUGGUGUACACAACUAUGCCCACUGAUGGUGUGGCGACUGCUGCCAUUACGGUGCCCCUCAUCGGGAGUGAUGGGCGUUCAGAGGGCUCAGUGCGCAUCAAGCCCGGGUCAGCAUCCCCAGUGGAGUUCCAGAGCGACAGUGACGCAGAGAGUGGAACAGAGUCGGGCUCAGCCUCUUUCAGCGCACAGGGCCUGGAUCCCGGUUCAGGUGUUGAUGUGGACAUUCCGGCCGAUCCAGAUUCACCAGACAUGAAGAGGAGACGUGUCCACAUGUGCGACUAUGACGGCUGCAAUAAGGUGUAUACCAAGAGCUCCCACCUGAAGGCACACCGCAGGAUACACACAGGAGAGAAACCCUACCACUGCACCUGGGAGGGUUGCACCUGGAGGUUUGCCCGCUCGGAUGAGCUGACUCGCCACUUCCGCAAGCACACGGGCAUCAAACCCUUCCGCUGUACCGACUGCGACCGCAGCUUCUCGCGUUCUGACCACCUGGCGCUGCACCGAAGGCGCCACGUCAUGAUGUGAGACAGGCCCGGCUCUGGAGGAGAGCGACUGCAACCGCAACCACAACAACCACGACAACAGCAGCAAAAGAAUUGCAGGGGAAAAAGUUUCCCCGCUUCCAUCGGCCCUCCCUUCUUUCAUUUAGAUCAUUGGUCAUGUCUCGCCAGAGAAGAAGCCAAAACAAGGAGGGAGUGCUCGGUCAAUAAGCAGCCUGCGGCAGCUUCCCUUCCAUGGCAUUUCCCGCCACUCUGUUCACAGCCGCGGAGUCCCACAGGCUGAAGCCUAGGCGCCACUCAGGUGAUAUAAAAGGAAGGUGGGCCGAGAGACAAAAGAUCUAGAGCCCAGAAGCAACCCUUGGUGCACCCCACCGCGAGACCUACUGGAGGAAAUCUUCCCCUUCUGCUUCCGUUGCUCAGAAAGGGCAGGUGCCCAGGACUCCUAAACAAAGCCUUCGGUUUGCCAGACAGGGCAAGACGGAGCAUUUCUCCUCCUCUUUGGUUAAUUUGAGAGAAGGGGACAAUGGGGAGGAAUCCGGAGCAGUCUUUUGUUUGUUUACUCCCAUUUUUUUCGGUAUCCCCUGUCACAAGUUCUUUUGCUGUUCUGUAUUUUUGUGUGAGCUUACGCUGAACGUGUGUCUGUAAGCUGAAGUGUGGUUAUGAGGUAAAUUUUAAAGGUCCACUCUCUCCUCUCCCCUCCACCUACCCCCCAUGCCCUCUUAUCUAGAACAACCCCAGAGGGAGGGGUGUUUUUUUUUUUUUUUUUAAAAAAUAUUUUAUAUUUUAAACUUUGUCCUAUACAUCUAUCUGUCCAUAAAUACCACAAGCAUAAAAGACAGGGAGUUACAAAACUGUGAACUAUUACUUUUUUGUGUGUUCUUUGUAUUGUCAAUCAAAACUUCACAUUUUCCCUAAAGUUAGACCAGUUGAGCAACAGUAUUCACUUCAAGUAAUUUUUUAAUUAAUGCUUUUAGUUCAACCUCCUCCCUGGAAAGGCUAGCUCCUAACUAAUACUAAUAAUCCCCAAGAUGACAUAGAAAUUACUGAAAAAAUAAAUAUAGUGGCUUUGGUAAGGCUGUGAAGGGAGAAAGUGAGAUUACAAACAUUAUCCGCAGGGAAUGGAGAAGCAAUGUGUGUUUAACAGAAAGGUGUCUUCAGUUUUUGUUUGUGUUUUUUUGAGUGUAGAAGGAAGGUACUAUUACUUUUGUCUCACUUUAAGCAGCAGAGACAAUGUGAAUUGAAUCCAUCGGGAGGAAUUGUUUGUGCAUUUGCAAGUCGGAGCAACUGACAGAAUUGUUUGUGCGUUUCGUGGAGGCUCAAAAAGUAGUGUACAGGUAUAGUAUGGUACCGGUCUCCAUGCACAGCUGAUCUCUGUGUCUUAAAACAACCCAUCAUAAUUCUUGCCCAGGGACCCUUGCUUGUGCAACACAUGAAGACCUCAUCCCCCAAAUGCAGUACAAAGGAAGGAUUAUAACAAGUUACUCAUGUAGCUGUAGUCCCCUGUGGUGUGUGUGUGGUGUGCAGUUUUUUGGGCAGCCUCUCUACAUAGCCAUUGUACAGCUGAUGCCUGUGUACAAAAAAAAAACACAAAACUGCGUGAAAAUUCAAAAUGCCUCAUUGAAAAAAUCAGCAGAAGAUGCUUGCUGUUGUGCUGGAGUAAAAUAAGGUCUUCAGCCCAGAGAAGAUUUACAGUGGUCAGAUUAUCAUAUCCCUCUUGUGUAAUCUAAAGUGUUACUAAGCACAUUCUUUUUUUAAAAAAGUAUUUAAUUGCAAUUCUUUUGUAAACUGUUCAGACAUUAGGACAAUGACAAAUAAUUGAAAAUACAAUAAAUGUAUAUAAUGUAUAUAAUCAGAAAUGCAGAAUAAAAAUAACGGGUGGAUUUCUAUUUUUAACACUGACUAGACAAUGUGAAAUAUCCUUUUUGCUCUCUGGUUUCAUGAAAUGUGUCAUUUGGCUUUUUUUUUAAUUAUUAUUAUUAUUAUUAUUAUUAUUUUUUUUUUUAAUCUGAGGAUUUCCACGUGUGUCGUGCUCACUUGUGUUGCAUGGAAUGUACCAUUUUUGUGAAGUGGCGCAUGUGCAGACCGACGGUAAACCGGCAGUCAGGGACCGUAGGCACUGAGACCUGCGCAGUGGUAUCUUCUUGAAGAGAUCCGUCUCUACCUGUGCAAUGCAUUAGGAAGCCAGCCCGCUGCAUUCCUGUCACACAAACAUACAGCACACACAACACUGUUCAAUCUCUCUACCUACAUCUCUUAAGGAUAGGCAGGCAAACGAGUCAGUCUUAAAAAGGAAGUGACUUUUAAAAAGAAAAGGUAUGGGGGGGAAGCAAGCCUCGCGAUCUUCGUGUGUAUGGGUGUACCACCUGAGAAGCUCAGAGUUCAAGGGAUCAUCGAAGUUCUGUUCAGAAUUUUGACUCAAAUUCGGUGAGCACUGCUCCGUUUCCGUGGAAGUGUGGACGUAUUAGCAUGGCUUCCGUUCUUUGCCAAUUAGUGACUGUACUGAUGCCAACGCUGUAACAAGUUCCGAAGGGCCGGUAUGUGACUAGCAUGAUGUGUAGUAUGUGAACACGGACAGCUGGUUAAGAACUGAAGAAAUCGGCGCCUCCUGACGAGUCAUGUAAACAACAGGGAUUUUCUUUGGUGUGUCUGUGUACGUGUGUUGGUGUGUAUGGGUGUGUGCGCUUGUGUGUAUGAGUAUGCACAUGUGUGCUUCUACUCAUCAUAAUCUAAAUCUUCUUUAAAAAAAUCAUAGGUAUUUUAUAUUGAAUGCAGUAAUUUAUGGGCCAGUAAUAUAAUACUCAGUGCAAUGCAGUUAUUGUUAUAAUACAAAUAAUAUUUCUUUUGUAUUUGUACAGAACAAAUGUGUAAAGAUCAGUAAGGAAAAUCUGAGCUUUUUGAUACUGUGAGGAAUAGUGUGAAAAGUCAGUUUCCCUGUACAGUUGUGAUUACCCCCUCCCCCCUUUUUAUAGAAUAAAAUGUUUUU
Messenger RNA from Scleropages formosus (Asian bonytongue), 4408 nucleotides. It is a transcript of the gene klf8, whose product is annotated as Kruppel like factor 8. The transcript is spliced from 6 exons. Gene Ontology annotation, biological process: regulation of transcription by RNA polymerase II. Gene Ontology annotation, molecular function: DNA-binding transcription factor activity, RNA polymerase II-specific; RNA polymerase II cis-regulatory region sequence-specific DNA binding. Bases 410 to 1450 code for a protein of 346 amino acids. Lineage: Eukaryota; Metazoa; Chordata; Actinopteri; Osteoglossiformes; Osteoglossidae. The record is from RefSeq and is a predicted model, not a curated record.